Messenger RNA from Chiloscyllium plagiosum (whitespotted bambooshark), 1271 nucleotides. Lineage: Eukaryota; Metazoa; Chordata; Chondrichthyes; Orectolobiformes; Hemiscylliidae. The record is from RefSeq and is a predicted model, not a curated record.
GCGGCGGCGGCGGCACGGCUGGGCAUGCGCAGUGCCGGCCGUGCGGGGAGGUGGACGGUCCGCGGGUACCGGGGAUGGCGGGUAUUGAGGAAGAGGAUUCACAGAUGGAACACUCAAACCGAGCAGUGUGUUGAGCUUUGACAGGCAUCUGGCCUUUGAAGGUGGGAAGGAAAGAGAAAAUGUGUGUCAUUUUGCCGGCUGGCUUUCAAACUUCAGUGAGACCGCAACGGCGGGCACACAUCCAAUUGAGAGUCUUCCAGUGCCAUCACCCAGUUACGCAGCCUUCGGUAACAUUGCACCAUCCACGGUGGUAGGCGUGACCUGGGCGUGCGUGUGGACGUGGAUGAACGUUUAACUGGUUAUCCGAACCCAGAGGAAGAGACCAGGCCAUGGAGAAACCGUGGAAAUGCGGGGACUGCGGGAAGGCGUUCAGCUACCCAUCGCAGUUGGAAAACCACCACCGCAGUCACACCGGGGAGCGGCCGUUCAUCUGCUCUGUGUGCGGCAAGGGCUUUGCGCAGUCCUUCUGCCUGCAGUCGCACCAGCGGGCUCACACCGAGGAGAGGCCAUUCAGCUGCACCUACUGUGGGAAGCGGUUCCGGUGCUCGUCCAACCUCACGGCUCACCGGCGGGUCCACACAGGCGAGAGGCCCUUCACCUGCUCGGUGUGCGGGAAGGGCUUCACCCAGUCCACCACGCUGCAGACGCACCAGCGGGUGCACACCGGGGAGAGGCCCUUCGCCUGCUCCGAGUGCGGGAAGGGCUUCACCAACUCGUCGCAGCUGCUGAAGCACCAGCGGGUGCACACGGGCGAGAGGCCCUUCACCUGCCCCGCCUGCGGCAAGGGCUUCGCCCAGUCCAACAACCUGCUGCGGCACCAGCGCGGGCACGCCGGCGAGCGGCCCUUCUCCUGCCCGGUCUGCGGCAGCGGCUUCACCCACGCAUGGAACCUGCGGGCACACCAGCGCAUCCACAGCGGCGAGCGGCCCUUCGCCUGCCCGGUCUGCGGCAAGGGCUUCACCCGCUCGUCCCACCUGCAGACCCACCGGCGCAUCCACACCGGGGAGAGGCCCUUCGCCUGCUCGGUCUGCGGGAAGGCCUUCACUCAGCCGCAGCACCUUCUGUCGCACCAGCGAAUCCACAAGUGACCGCAGCAGGGUGGCCCGGUCCGUUCAGUCUGCGCUGACCAUCCGGACAGCAUUCCACCCAGACCCAACCUCCCUCCCUAGCCCUGUAACCCUGCCUUUCCUACAGCCAAUCCACCCUAACCU